UUGAUAUAUGCUGUGUGGUAAAAAGGGUAUCAUAUUCUUUUGAGAAGCCUAACACAUGUUGGAUGACCUUCAUCUCAUCCUAUUUCCACAGCCUUCUCUCUUUUGUAUUUAUGUCAGCACGAUUCUGGAUUUCAUUUGCACUGAUUCCCGGCUUGGAUUCCUCUCGAAUUAGAUUCUUAUUCCUCCUCCGCUUCUCCUUAUUUAUUCCUAACUAGAUUCCCUCUUAUAUUAACUUGUAUCUAGCCCUCCUUUCUUUCAACCCCAGAAUCAAAUUCAUUUGCUGCUGAAUUUCAAGACUGUUUUCAGACAGACAACCAUGAAUGCAUUAGUGGCAACCAACAGAAACUUUAAGCUAGCAGCUCGGCUUUUGGGUUUGGACUCUAAGCUGGAAAAAAGUUUACUAAUUCCUUUUAGGGAAAUCAAGGUUGAGUGUACCAUUCCCAAAGAUGAUGGCUCUUUGGCAUCUUUUGUUGGGUUCAGGGUUCAGCAUGACAAUGCUAGAGGCCCAAUGAAGGGAGGAAUCAGAUACCAUCCAGAGGUUGACCCGGAUGAAGUGAAUGCUUUAGCACAACUGAUGACUUGGAAGACAGCAGUAGCAAAUAUCCCAUAUGGUGGGGCGAAAGGGGGGAUAGGAUGUGAUCCCGGGGAAUUAAGCAUCUCUGAGCUAGAAAGACUUACAAGAGUUUUCACCCAAAAGAUACACGAUCUUAUUGGAAUUCACACAGAUGUUCCAGCACCUGACAUGGGAACAGGUCCACAGACCAUGGCCUGGAUACUAGAUGAGUACUCGAAAUUUCAUGGAUACUCACCUGCAGUGGUGACUGGAAAACCUACCGACCUUGGUGGAUCUCUAGGCAGAGAUGCGGCCACCGGACGAGGGGUUCUCUUUGCAACUGAGGCUCUUCUCAAUGAGCAUGGGAAGAGCAUCUCUGGACAGCGGUUUGUCAUACAGGGUUUUGGAAAUGUGGGCUCCUGGGCUGCUCAAUUGAUCAGUGAGAAUAGUGGGAAGAUUGUUGCUGUAAGUGACAUCACUGGAGCCAUUAAAAACAGAAAAGGAAUUGACAUCCCAAGGCUACUGAAGCAUGCAAAAGAACAUCGAGGAGUAAGAGAUUUCGAUGGUGGUGAUCCCAUUGAUCCCAAGUCAAUAUUGGUUGAAGACUGUGACAUUCUCAUCCCUGCUGCUCUGGGAGGUGUCAUCAACAGGGAAAAUGCAAAUGAAAUUAAAGCCAAAUUCAUUAUUGAAGCAGCUAACCAUCCAACUGACCCGGAGGCUGAUGAGAUAUUAUCGAAGAAAGGUGCAGUUAUCCUUCCGGACAUAUAUGCAAACUCAGGAGGCGUUACUGUUAGCUACUUCGAGUGGGUUCAGAACAUCCAAGGGUUCAUGUGGGAUGAAGAGAAAGUGAACAAUGAACUGAAGAAUUACAUGACAAAGGGUUUCAAAGAUGUGAAGGAGAUGUGCAAGACCCACAAUUGUGACCUUCGCAUGGGAGCCUUCACCCUUGGAGUUAAUCGUGUUGCACGGGCUACUGUUCUCAGGGGUUGGGAAGCCUGAUCAGACUCCCCAGAUUAUUAUUUGAGCAGAGGAGAGGCUCCCCUUAUGUUGUCGUGUCGAGGCUUUUUGGUUGUGAACUCUUCGGAGGGCUUUGGCUUUGGCUUUGUCCUUGGCAUCCUCCCAAUAACCCUAUUGAGAGUUCUUUUUUUAAUCUUUGUGCUUUUUCUAUUUCCUUAUAAAUUUCAAAGUAGCUCUGUUGCACA
Juglans microcarpa x Juglans regia is the source of this 1755-nucleotide messenger RNA. Its product is annotated as glutamate dehydrogenase 1. Bases 317 to 1552 code for a protein of 411 amino acids. Gene Ontology annotation, biological process: L-glutamate catabolic process. The record is from RefSeq and is a predicted model, not a curated record. Lineage: Eukaryota; Viridiplantae; Streptophyta; Magnoliopsida; Fagales; Juglandaceae. Gene Ontology annotation, cellular component: mitochondrion. Gene Ontology annotation, molecular function: L-glutamate dehydrogenase (NAD+) activity. The transcript is spliced from 11 exons.